Molecule: messenger RNA, 1341 nt
Organism: Nicotiana attenuata
Lineage: Eukaryota; Viridiplantae; Streptophyta; Magnoliopsida; Solanales; Solanaceae
Product: phytoene synthase 2, chloroplastic-like
Exons: 6
Coding region: 134-1279 (381 amino acids)
Biological process (GO): carotenoid biosynthetic process
Molecular function (GO): geranylgeranyl diphosphate synthase activity
Source: RefSeq, a predicted model, not a curated record
UCUAAACUAUACUUAAUUAAAUUCUUAAUAACUAAGACAUAUUUGUUAGUUCAUUGUUAUAAAUUAUCUCCAUAACAUUUCUUUAGGCAAAGACUCUCAUUUCCUACAUCUUCUGUAGUUUGUAAAACAGAAUAUGUGUCCAACAAUACUUCCUUAUUCAGCCAACUCUUGCCUUAGAGCAAGAAAUAGAAGAUUUUCAUCUCAGAAAUGCAGAGGAAAAUUAUAUAUAACAGCUGAAGUUCUUACAGUUGCACCUAAGAAGAAUGGACAAAGUAAAAUCCAUGAAUUAUCAGUACAAGGAAUUGCUUACACUCAUCAACGCGUUCGCGAAGUUGUGCGGAGGCAAACACAUGUUACGAAUGAUUGUUAUAGAAAGCCAAGUUUUGAUCCUAUGUUUCUUGAUGAAGCUUAUGAAUUAUGCAGGAAAAUUUGUGCAGAAUAUGCUAAAACAUUCUACUUAGGAACUAAACUGAUGACUCCAGAGAGACAAAAAGCAAUAUGGGCUAUCUAUGUAUGGUGCAGGAGAACAGAUGAACUUGUCGAUGGACCUAAUGCCGAUUACAUGAACAACACUGUUCUUGAUAGAUGGGAAGAAAGAUUAGAAGACAUUUUCAACUGCAGACCUUAUGAUAUUCUUGAUUCUGCUUUAACUGAUACCAUUUCCAACUUCCCUUUAGACAUCAAGCCAUUCAAGGACAUGAUAGAGGGAAUGAGAAUGGAUACGAGGAAAAGCCGAUAUGCAAAUUUCCAGGAGCUGUACAUGUACUGCUACUGUGUGGCUGGAACAGUUGGACUAAUGAGUGUCCCAAUAAUGGGAAUUGCACCAGAAACUCCAGUUUCAGCUCAAACUGUAUAUAAUUCAGCACUUCAUUUAGGCAUAGGGAAUCAACUAACUAACAUUCUUAGAGAUGUUGGAGAAGAUGCAUUGAGAGGAAGAGUUUAUCUGCCACAAGAUGAACUAGCACAGUAUGGAUUAUGUGACGAAGACGUGUUCUCAAGGAAAGUCACUGAUCAAUGGAGGGAAUUCAUGAAGGAGCAGAUCAGAAGGGCAAGAUUCUACUUCAACCUGGCUGAGGAGGGUGCUUCUCAUCUUAACAAAGCUAGCCGUUGGCCGGUUUGGUCAUCCUUAAUUUUGUACAGGAAAAUUUUGGAUGCAAUAGAAGAAAAUGAUUUUGAUAACUUAACAAAGAGAGCUUAUGUUGGGAGGGCCAAAAAGUUAGUAACUUUACCUGUUUCAUAUGCUAGAGCUUUAUCUGUGCCCAGUUUGGCCAUUCAAUAGACAAAAUACAGAAAGUUGUAAGGUGUAAAGAGAAUUAUUGUAUUGUAUUAAAAAUUCCAAUA